CUUGGUUAAUUCCUUUAGGAACUAGUAGUAUCAUGAAUACAAAAAAUGCAAAGUGCCCCAGUUGUGUAGCUAACAUGACUACCAACAGGAAAAGUUGUGUAUUCUGGUACAAACUACAAGAAAACAAAGUCGAGCCAACAAACAUUUCAGCUGUUGCAUUUUCAGUGGUUUACCUUAUUUGGAAGUGUUCAAAAAGUCUUGAGAUGGUGGGUGGAGUUUUUUUCAUGAAUAGGCAGUUUGAAAGUUCCUCAUUGAUUAGGGUAUAAAAAGGCUGGCUUGGAGGCAGCCAUGAUCUGCUGUCGAGAAUCACACUGAAAGAACGUCGGACGGCCCACCCCAGCCCUGUGAAGAAGCAAAAUGAAGGCUGCUUUUCUUCUUUCUCUGCUUUGCAGUUUGACACUCACUUUGGCUUUCGUCUGUGGACCUCUCCCAAAAGAGAAAUUUGAGACGUGUGACAGCAAAGGAUUGAGCAACUGCACCAAAAUCGGACGCUCGUGUUACCAGUACUUCCGAGGGCCUCUGCCUUUUUAUUGUGCCAAUGAGUUUUGCAGAAAUCGAGGGUGUGGAGGACACCUGGCUUCAAUCCACAGUUCAAGGGAGAACAACUUGGUCUUUAAUCUUGUGCGGCGAGGGAACCCCUCGAACCCGAGAGGCUGGAUCGGGGGGCUCAGGUUUCCCAAGACUAACCUCUUCAUAUGGUCUGAUGGGACAAAAUGGGAUUAUAAUUACUGGGCAUCAAACCAGCCUGACAACUGGCAAAGCAACGAGGAUUGUGUUCAUUUCACCGAAUACAAUGCCUCACGCUGGAACGACCUGAGCUGCACUACUCCGCAGGGUUUCGUCUGCAAAUUUCACCAUCGAGGCUGAAGACAAGAGGGGCGACUGAGGAUGAUAACAGCGCUUUUACCGUUUCUGCUUGUUGGAUCUAAAUAAAUAAAUAGUCCUGCAGUGGUAGAAUAGGAGGAGUAAGAAUACACCACGUUAUCGAUGAGUCACGAUACUUUCUUUACAUGAUACAGUAGUGUGCACAUUUAUCAGGUAAGGCUCUGUGAAACCAACCGUAAUGCUAAUCAGAAUGUGUGAAACCAGCCAUAAUGCACCCAUAAUAUGUGAAACCAGCCCUAAUGCUAAUCAGAAUGUGUGAAACCAGCCGAUGCUAAUCAGAAUGUGUGAAACCAGCCCUAGAUUACAAUGUUUAAUUCAGAGCUUCAAGACACUCAAAACCACCAGUAGCUGAAAUAUUCAUCUGCUUGACUUAAAGGUUUUGCCCUACAUUGUAAAAUCAGUUUCAAAGAUCACUAGGCUAUUAACAACGACAGGGUGACUGCAGCCCAAGUUAUCAGCCUUAAAUGGCUGCAUGGCCUUACAAUGGAACGGAACUGAACUGAACAAAUCGGAUACGACUGGAUUUAGAUUCAUAUUUCAUUCAACCGUUAAACCCUGUUUUAUAUUAUAUUUCAUUACCGCAAUCUGUCUUCAUUUACUCGAUUUUAUUUAUUAUAUAUUUUUUUUCUUUUACAAACAUGAUAUAUAGAGAAUAAUGCACAGGGUAGUGUGUGAUAUGAGAAUGCCCACCCGAGGGGCGGGAUGUUACAUUAACCCAGAGGGCGAAGGCCGUGGGGGCAUUCAAUUCUCAUUUAUCUCACACUAUCCCAUGCAUUGUUUUUUAUAAUCUCUGCUGAGCAAUUUGUUUUCCGAGGAUUUAUAAUGUUUUUUGUCUUAGCAUUCUCUAAUUCUGGUUGGCUCAGAAAAGCUAUAACAACAUUUUAAAAAAAGCAAUCCAGUAUAUUAAAAAAUACUUUAUUGGUUAAACCCCCCGUCACAUUUCAGCUUGGAUGAAGGCAAUGCUAAAUUGAAACACUUAGUUUUUUAAUGUUCUUUUUGUAUCCAAUAAAUUGUCAUUUGCGGGGGUUUCCUUUCCUUUCUUUCGAAGCGGCACGUUUCAGACCUGUGCACUGUAGCUAACCAUGUCAUGUACUCGUGUAUGUAUGUAUGUGUGUGUGUGUGUGUGGGG
This is a messenger RNA of Acipenser ruthenus (sterlet), 2014 nucleotides long. Its product is annotated as galactose-specific lectin nattectin-like. Bases 358 to 867 code for a protein of 169 amino acids. The record is from RefSeq and is a predicted model, not a curated record. NCBI's taxonomy places the organism in Eukaryota, Metazoa, Chordata, Actinopteri, Acipenseriformes, Acipenseridae. Gene Ontology annotation, molecular function: signaling receptor activity. The transcript has 6 exons. Gene Ontology annotation, biological process: immune response.